AUGAAUUCUGAUGAUGAGUCUUGGAUGUUCACCUACGACCUGGCAAUGAAACAGCAGCCAGAAAAGUGGCACGCACUGUACUAUGUCAUUGCAGGCAGAUAUAGGCAUCAAUCCUCUCCAACAACUACUGAAGAUAAGUCGCAACAGAGACUCCUCCACCCUUGUGGCUUCUGUGACAUUGAAACUGGAAGACUGUUCUGUCUGAAAACACGCCUGAGGGUCCAAACAGGAUCAAAGCAUUCAUCCUGCCUGACAACUACUGAGGAUGACGUGUUCCAACAAGGACAAUUCCAACACGGUGAUAGCUGUGACGGUGAAACUGGAAAACUGUCCACUCUGAAAACACACAUCGGGGAGCACAGAAAGGAGCGGCCAUUUCAGUGCCAUUUGUGCCCUCAAAGCUUCUCGCACAGAUCCAGCCUGAUUAGGCAUUUGCGCGUUCACUCGGGCGAGAAGCCAUUUCAGUGCCCUUCUUGCUCUCUGAGCUUCUCGCAGAAGGCCCAUCUUGACAGACACCUGCGUGUCCACACUGGGGAGCGGCCGUUUCCGUGUCAUUUGUGCCCUCGGAGCUUCUCGCAGAACAGCAUUCUUAAGGAUCACCUGCGUGUCCACACUGGCGAGCAGCUGGAUCAGUGUCAUUUGUGCCUUCGGAGCUUCUCGCAGAGAUCCAGCCUGAAUAUUCAUUUACGCAUGCACUCAGGCGAGCGACCAUACUGCUGCACCAUCUGCUCCAAGUCCUUUGUUCUGGCCAGUCGCUUGAAAAGACAUAUGACAACAAAGCACCAGGGCAACCCUGAGAUAUAGGCAUCAAUCCUCUCCAACAACUACUGAAGAUAAGUUGCAACAGACUCCUCCACCGCUGUGGCUUCUGUUACAUUGAAACUGGAAGACUGUUCUGUAUGAAAACACGCAUGAGGGUCCAAACAGGCGAGGAGUCCUUUCAGUGCCCCUCAUGCCCUCAGACUUUUGUGAGAAGCAGCUACCUCAAGAGACACUUGCAAAUGUACACAGGCGAGCCACGAUGUCACUGCAACAUCUGCUCCAAGUCCUUUGUACAGACCGAUAAAUUGACAGACACAUAUGAAAACACAAUACUAUGAUGCUGCAGAAUAGGCAGUGGUUACGUUCGUGCACUUUUUGGAUAAAUGUAGUUUGAAUGUGGAAUACACCUUGCACAGUUCACAUCAUCCUUGUGUAGAGCGUGUGAACGGCGGCCGCCAGCGCGCUUCCGGAACCAGCCAGCGACGCCCGACGGUAGUUGCUCGGCCCUGGAUUAGAUGCGUCUGGGAAUGUAUGACCACACUUACAGACAAGCCUUGCUCUUUCACUGCUCGCGGAAGCAGACGAUUAGCUGUGCGUCAGUAUGAAGGCGCUUAUCUUGAAACUAAUGCUGGUCUCUGCUUGUGCUGGUUCUCUCCACGUGAAAGUGAAACUACCCUGGAUGCAUGUAGCAGUGGAAAGACAGAGGCACUGCGUAAGCAUCUACUCUCGCAGGUAGUGAAAGAGCAAGGUUUUUCUUUGUUUGGCAAAACGCGCCCAGACGCAUCUAACCUAGGGCCCAGCAACUACUGUUAGGCGCCUCUGGCUUGCUCCUGAGCACCCCCGGUGGCCGCCAUUCGCUUGCUCUACAGAAGGGUGACGUGCACUGUACAAGCGCCGUGUCCUGAGUCGUGUUCUUUUGCAUUGGGAAAUGGGCACACGUUUUGCUGUGUUUGGGCGUAUGCUGAACUGCCUAGUAACGUUUAUUUGAGCAUGGCUUAACUAGUUGCUAGGAAAUCUGUUGUACUGACACUGCUUGCAAAACAUUAAUCAUAUUAAUGUGCUAUAACUGGUUGGGAAAGUUCAACAAAGUUAAAAGCAAUCAUCCAUCGACUAUGCCUUGAGAGCAGCCAUGUUUGCAGUAAAAAUAGGCAUGAUAAAUUCAGAGCGCUACUUCAUUGCUAUGCUACUUCAUUUGUCUAAAGUGGCAGCACAUACAAGGGCUGCACUAGCUCCUCUCAGUUGAAUAAUUUUUAUAAUGCAAAGCUUUCUUCUUGUGUAUAUGAAAGUAUGUGUGCAUUUCACAAACCUGGUAAAUAAAAGAUAGCAUAUUCUCUUA
Dermacentor andersoni is the source of this 2098-nucleotide messenger RNA. NCBI's taxonomy places the organism in Eukaryota, Metazoa, Arthropoda, Arachnida, Ixodida, Ixodidae. The record is from RefSeq and is a predicted model, not a curated record.